GUGUCUGCUGCCUCUCAAUGGAUCCCGGUGACUUCCCCGGAUCCUUGGACCCCCUUUCCCUGCCUGAGAAGCCACUCGGUGAUCUCCCUGCAGACAUGGACUUCGGAGAAGAUCUGCUGGGCUCCCAGGCAGCUUCUACCCCGCAAGUGCCAGUUCCCCAGCCCCCUGAGAGGGAAUGGGGUCCGAGCAAGCCGGUGGCUGCAGACGGGGGCUUGGACCUUCUGGGGAAAGCAGACAGUUUAGCUGGUCUCAGCAAAUCAAACAAUCUUGAUCUAGAUAAAUCCAGUGUCCUGGGUGUUCUGGAGAAACCUGGUGUUCUAGAGGACUUAGAUGAAGCCACUGACUUGAUGGUUCUAGAUAAACCAGGGGGGUUGGAGGGUCUGUACAAGGCCCAUUCUUCCCAGGACUUGGCGGACGGGCACGGGGACUCCUCUGAGCUGGACAGGGAAGACCUUUUGGCAGAAGCGUGGAAAGAAGAGGAAGAUAAACCCAAAUACGACUCCGGAGACCCAAAAGAUGAUUGUGCUCCUGCCACUCCCACGCUUUGUGAUGGCAACAGCCUGGAGUCCCCCCGGCAGCCUGUUUCUGGGGCAGGGGAGCUGAGCCGCGAUGCACCCGCAGAAGAUUUCACACCACUCGCAAGUUCGCCAGUGGGUCUGCCCCAGCCCAGCCUUAAGCAGGCAAAGAAGACCAGGUUGAAGGCCCCAAGGAAAAGCUCCCCUGUGCAAAAAGAGGAGUCAGCAGCAGAAGAGGGGCUAGAACAGCCCUCUGCCCUGCCCCCGGAGCACGCUGCUGAAGGCCAGGCCGAGGAGGGGGACGAGGAUGGCAGGAACGCCCUCAGGCAAGAGAGCGGUGGGCCGCAAGCACAGGAAGUCGCACAGUCAACCUCCCCAGGAGACGCCCUGGCCGGGAAGGGGAGUGAGCAGCCAGCUGAGAAGGAGCAGAAGAGAAGCGAACGAGCCAGGAGGUCGGAGGCAGCCAGGCCUGAAACCGUGAACUCUUCCGAGAGCAUCCCGGUCUCUGACGAGGACUCAGACGCUAUGGUGGACGAUCCCAACGACGAGGACUUUGUUCCCUUCCGUACCCGGCGCUCGACCCGCAUGUCCUUGCGCACACAGAUGGCUCAGCGGGCUGCUCGCUCCACCGUCACCAAGAUGACUUGUGCCAAUUGCCGGACUCCCCUGCAGAAGGGCCAGACAGCCUACCAGCGCAAGGGGCUCCCGCAGCUCUUCUGCUCCAGCUCCUGCCUCACCACCUUCUCCAAGAAGCCAGCCGGCAAGAAGAUCUGCACCUUCUGUAAAAAGGAGAUCUGGAACACCAAGGACUCGGUUGUGGCCCAGAUUGGCUCGGGCGGCUCUUUCCACGAGUUCUGCACCUCUGUGUGCCUCUCCCUCUACGAGGCGCAGCAGCAGCGACCAGCCCCGCAGCCUGCGGAGGCCUCUGACACCAGCCGUUGCAGUGUCUGUCACAAGCCUGGGGAGAUCCAGCACGAGGUGAGCAACGGGAACGUGGUGCACCGGCUCUGCAGCGACGCCUGCUUCACCAAGUUCCGCGCCACCAAGGGGCUGAAAACCAACUGCUGUGACAACUGCGGCCUCUACAUCUACAACAAGGGGCUGCCCCUGGAGUACCUCUUCCACGAGGGCCAGCAGAAACGCUUCUGCAACUCCACCUGCCUCGGCAGCUACAAGAAGAAGAAUACCCGCGUGUACCCCUGCAUGUGGUGCAAGACGCUGUGUAAGAACUUUGACAUGCUGCCCAACGUGGACCGGAACGGCAAGAUGGGUCUGUUCUGCUCCAUCUGCUGCACCACCUCGCACAAAGUGAAGCAGUCGGGCCUGACGGGUCCCGCAAGACCCUGCAGCUUCUGCAGGAAGAGCCUGUCUGAGCCCUGCUAUUACAACAAGGCUGACCGGGUCGUGUACCAGUUCUGCAGCCCCAGCUGCUGGACCAAAUUCCAGCGCACCAGCCCCGAAGGGGGGAUCCACCUCAACUGUCACUAUUGUCACAAUCUCUUCAGUGGGAAGCCGGAGAUCUUGGACUGGCAGGACAAGGUGUACCAGUUCUGCUGCAAGGACUGCUGCGAGGACUUCAAGCGGCUGCGGGGGGUGGUGUCCCAGUGUGAGCACUGCAAGCAGGAGAAGCUGCUGCACGAGAAGAUCCGCUUCUCGGGGGUGGAGAAGAACUUCUGCAGCGAAGGGUGUGUGCUUCUUUACAAACAGGACUUUACCAAGAACCUGGGGCUGUGCUGCAUCACCUGCACCUACUGUUCCCAGACCUGCCAGCGGGCCGUCACCGAGCAGCUGGAGGGCAGCACCUGGGACUUCUGCAGCGAGGACUGCAAGAGCAAAUACUUGCUGUGGUACUUCAAGGUCCGUAUCAGCCGGGCUGCCUCCUGCUGGAGGGCUGGGCCCUGCUGCUGGGGGCCCCGGCUGGCCCUGCCGGCGGGGGAGUCCUGCCGCGAGGGCUGGGGGUGUUCGCUUAGGACACAGACUCUCCCUUCUGGGUCUCGACAGUUGUCGGCAAAGGCCUCCUCAGCCCCCGUGCCGCCCCCGGCGCCGGCCACGCCUCGCAAGAACAAGGCUGCUAUGUGCAAACCGCUGAUGCAGAACCGGGGGGUGUCCUGCAAGGUAGAAGUGAAGUCCAAGGGCUGUCAGACAGAGGCAGACUGGAAGCCCCAGGUGAUUGUGCUGCCGAUCCCCGUCCCGAUCUUCGUGCCUGUGCCUAUGCAUCUGUACUGCCAGAAAGUACCCGUGCCUUUCUCCAUGCCUGUCCCGGUGCCUGUGCCAAUGUUCCUGCCCACCACGCUGGAGAACACGGACAAGAUCGUGGAGACCAUCGAGGAGCUGAAGGUGAAGAUCCCUUCCAACCCCCGGUCCCCCCGCCCUAAACCCUCUGCUCUGCCUUGUUUCCCAUCAGAUCCUCUGGACAUUAACCCCAGUGUGGACUUCCUCUUUGACUGCGGGCUGGUGGGGCCAGACGACGUCUCCACCGAUGCAGACCUGCCUCGCGCCGUGCGGAAGGGCCAGAAGCGCCUGGUGCUCUCCGAAAGCUGCUCCCGGGACUCCAUGAGCAGCCAGCCCAGCUGCACAGGACUGAACUACUCGUACGGAGUGAACGCCUGGAAGUGCUGGGUGCAGGCCAAGUACGCCGGCGGGGAGUCCAGCAAGGGAGAGGAGCUGCGCUUCGGGCCCAAGCCCAUGCGCAUCAAAGAGGACAUCCUGGCCUGCACCGCGGCCGAGCUCAACUACGGCCUGGCCCAGUUUGUCAAGGAGAUCACGCGGCCCAACGGCGAGCGCUACGAGCCAGACAGCAUCUAUUACCUCUGCCUGGGCAUCCAGCAGUACCUGCUGGAGAACAACAGGAUGGUGAAUAUCUUCACAGACCUGUACUACCUGACCUUCGUGCAGGAGCUGAACAAGUCCCUGAGCGGCUGGCAGCCCACCCUGCUCCCAAACAACACCGUCUUCUCCCGCGUGGAGGAGGAGCACCUGUGGGAGUGCAAGCAGCUGGGGGUGUACUCCCCCUUCGUCCUCCUCAACACCCUCAUGUUCUUCAACACCAAGUUCUUCGGCCUGCAGACGGCGGAGGAGCACAUGCAGCUGUCCUUCACCAACGUGGUGCGCCAGUCCCGCAAGUGCACCACGGCCCGGGGCACCACCAAGGUGGUGAGCAUCCGCUACUACGCCCCCCUGCGGCAGAAGAAAGGGCGAGACAGCAGCUCUGGGAAGCGGAAGCGGGAGGAGGAGCUGCCCCUCCUGGAGCAGCGGGAGAACAGGAUGAACCCGCUGCGGUGCCCAGUCAAGUUCUACGAGUUCUAUCUCUCCAAGUGUCCCGAGAGCCUGCGGAACCGGAACGACGUCUUCUACCUGCAGCCCGAGCGGUCGUGCAUCGCGGAGUCGCCGCUCUGGUACUCGGUCAUCCCCAUGGACAGGAGCAGGCUGGGGACAGCCACUGGGGGGCGCUGA
Messenger RNA from Pelodiscus sinensis (Chinese soft-shelled turtle), 3968 nucleotides. The record is from RefSeq and is a predicted model, not a curated record. NCBI's taxonomy places the organism in Eukaryota, Metazoa, Chordata, Testudines, Trionychidae.